This is a messenger RNA of Petromyzon marinus (sea lamprey), 6289 nucleotides long. RefSeq names its product scavenger receptor cysteine-rich domain-containing protein DMBT1-like. Lineage: Eukaryota; Metazoa; Chordata; Hyperoartia; Petromyzontiformes; Petromyzontidae. Gene Ontology annotation, biological process: proteolysis. Gene Ontology annotation, molecular function: serine-type endopeptidase activity. Gene Ontology annotation, cellular component: membrane. The record is from RefSeq and is a predicted model, not a curated record.
GUCGACACAAAUAUUCUGGUAUUUGUACAGAGCGCAGUUUGAGGUGUUGAGCUUGAGCGGCGGACAUGGCAGCGGGGUGGCGUUUUCCGCAUCUUCUGCUGUGGAGUUUACUCACAGCCCACACGGGUGACGCGCAGAUCACGACAACAUAUUCACCCUUCGCAACUUCAACUACAUCUGAAUCAAUGACAUCUACUGUUUACCCAUGGAAAAUAACCAACUCAUCAAAUGCGACCCUGCGUCUGGUCGAUGGGCUGUACAACUGCCAGGGCCGAGUGGAGAUACUUCAGAAUGGCACAUGGGAGAGUGUAUGCUUCUAUUACCCAUACAUUAGCUAUGCUUUGUGCCAGGAGUUGGGCUGUGGCCAAUCAUACCCCUACAAUUAUGCCAACGUGGAAGGAUAUAACACUGCAUUGGUCGCUUCAUGCACGGGAUUAGAGAAUUCCCUGUCACAGUGUACACUAUCGCAGGAAAACCGAUACUGCAGUGGUUACAAUGGAGAUCCAAUGAAGAGCUAUGUUUCAUGCUCAGCUGCAGGGCUUCGUCUGGUUGGGGGAAACAACCGCUGUGAGGGCCGGAUGGAAGUCCAAAAGAAUGGAAUGUGGGGCGAGCUAUGCAGCUCCACUUUGAACAGGGCCAUCGGAGACAGCAUUUGCCAUCUCCUUGGCUGUGGCUGGAGUCUUGCCUAUGGAAACCUGUCGGCAUUUGGACAAGGAAAUGGAACCAUUUUCCCUGAUACCUUAAACAUAGCUGGCAACAGGAUAUACGAGAACCUUUUACAUGGAACCAAUGAUUGUAACCAUUUCCAGACAGCUGCCAUCAUUUGUGAAGCUGCAGGGAAUCAAAACUAUCCAAUGAUCACAACUACCUCGACAAGUGAUAUAAUCCGUCUGGCUGACCGUGAAAUGGAAUGUCAAGGCCGUGUGGAGAUAUUUACCAAUGGCCAAUGGGGGACUCCAUGCGGGGUCAGGGAUUACUUGGGAAACAUUGCCUGCCGUGAAUUGGGAUGUGGAUAUCAAAUCUGGUCCACAUCUCAAAACACUCCGCUACCGACGCCCAUCUUGAGUGUUCAGUGCGAUGUUGCUGCAGAGAAUGCUUCAGAAUGCACUGUGGCACCAAUAAAUAAGUAUGACUGCAUACAGCAAGGAUUUCAAUACACUAUUUGCACAGCUAAAGGACUCCGUCUGGUGGGUGGAACAAAUCGCUGCGAGGGCAGGGUGGCAAUUUCGAGAAAUGGUGUUUGGAAUGAAAUCUGUAAUUCAACUGUCAACACUCAAGAUGCAGACGUGAUUUGUCGUCUGCUCGGCUGUGGUUGGAGUGUAGCCCAUGGAGUCAUGUCACAGUUUGGCGUUGGAGCUGGAACAGUGUUGUCUGAUAAUUUAGAUUGUUCGUCAACUACGAAUGAAAUAUUUAGCUGCUUGCAGUCUGGGACAAAUAAUUGCAACCAACUUCAAACCGCCGCAGUAAUAUGCCAGGCUUCAGAAACUGCAAACCCUCAACUGAUAGUUACUGGAUCUGAAAAUGGAACCAUUCGGCUGGUGGAUCGUGAAAUGACUUGCAGAGGCCGAGUGGAAAUAUUUAACAAUGGAUCUUGGGGUUCGCUUUGUGACUUUGCCUGGAGUUCAUAUGGAGCCGAUGUUGUGUGUCGACAAAUGCAAUGUGGACACGCUGUCGAUAACCAGGUCAACUAUGGCCAAGGCCCAAGCCCGAAGUGGACAGCCACGUGUGGUUCAUUGGAAGAGUCUCUCUUCAACUGCACACUGACCAAAGGAAAUGCAAACACUUGUACUACGAGAUCCGAUGCUGGUGUUCAGUGCACAGCUGCGGGGCUUCGUCUGGUGAGUGGCAGGAACCGUUGUGAGGGACAGAUAGAAGUCUUCAGGAACUCUGUGUGGAGUGGAGUGUGCAGUUCGGCGUUGGACACUCACGGCGCAGAUACGAUCUGCCGUCUUCUGGGCUGUGGAUGGAGUUUGUCUCAUGGGAACUUGACCCAGUUUGAGAAUACAUCCGCGACAAUCAUAUCAGACAGCAUAACGUGUGGAACAUUUCCAAAUUCCAUAUUUGAUUGCCUUCAGACGGGAAUACAUAGUUGCAGCAAUGUGGAAACCGCUGGCGUUGUUUGCGAAGCUGCUGAACCUACAAGCCAGAAUUUGGUCAUAACUCAAAGCCAAGAUGGAAGAGUGCAGCUGGUGGAUCAAGAGUUAAUGUGUCAGGGAAGGGUGGAAGUAUACAACAAUGGUUCCGUGACCACAUUUUGCAGAAACAACUGGAAUGUGUUUGAAAGUGAAGUUGUGUGCCAGCAAUUGGAGUGUGGCAGCAAUGUAGAGGUUGCCUCCUACACGAACGACCAAUAUUAUUUUGGCAUUGGUCAGGGAACGUCACGGCAAGCCUCGUGUGGUGGCUCAGAGAAAUCGAUCACCGAUUGCCAGAUGUAUCCAGCAAGUUCCUACAUCUGCACAAACAAGGGGGCAGCUGGUGUUUCAUGUACUGCUGCAGGGCUUCGUCUGGUUGGUGGCAACAACCGCUGUGAGGGCCGGAUGGAAGUCUACAAGAAUGGCAUUUGGGGCGAGCUAUGCAGCUCCACUCUAAACAGAGACAUUGCAGACGGCAUUUGCCGUCUCCUUGGCUGUGGUUGGAGCCUUGUGUAUGGUAACCUGUCGACAUUUGGACAAGGAAAUGGAACCAUUUUCCCAAAUAACUUGUAUUCCAUAUCAAACACAAUAGCCAACAGUCUUAGUUUCGGAACAAACAUGUGUAGCCAUGACCAGACCGCUGCCAUAAUUUGUGAAGCUGCUGGGACUGCCGACAAUUAUUUGUUUGUAACUACAUCAACAAAUGGAAAAGUGCGUCUGGUGGACCGUGAGUUGCAAUGCCAAGGCCGCGUGGAAGUGUUUAACAACGGCUCCUGGGGCACGUUGUAUGGAUACUACGGGGAUGUGUGUGGAGAGUUGCAAUGUGGAAGUCGUAUUAGAACCAUCAGCCAACGUGGUCUAUGGCAGCGUCAGACAUGGAAUGCCUAUUGCAGUAGCAUGGCGCAGAGUCUUGCAGACUGUACUCUGACUCCAGCAAACAAGUAUUUUCGCACGCUGUAUGGAAAUGAUGGCGUUGUUUGUUCAGCUGCUGGCAUUCGACUACUGGGAGGCGACAGUCGCUGUCAGGGUCGGUUGGAAGUCUAUAGGAACGGAGACUGGCGUGGAAUUUGUAGCUCAGUGUUGGAUUACCAGGAUGCAGAUGUAAUGUGCAAGUCUCUUCAGUGCGGAAGUGCAUCGUUUGUUGGAAACACAACCAAGUUUGGUCCUGAAUCUAGCUCAGUUUUUUCACAACGUGUAUCUUGCCCCAAAACUGCAACAACCUUACUCAAUUGCUAUUGGAAUGACAUACUUUGUGAUGAUACAACUGCAGCUUCUUUGAUCUGUGCAGUUCCUGUGGAGAAGACAAUUACUCUUUCAGGACAUGAUGGAGUCAUAUUAUCUAAUAAUUUUACCCUAGAUAACACGUCUUUGACUUAUACAUUUGUAAUACAAUCCAUGUCUCCAAAUGUAAUAAAAAUUAAAUUUGAGAACAUAAGCUUGCAAGAGAGCAACUCGUGCGUACUUGAACGCCUCGAGGUUUGGGAUGGACUGGUGAGUGAAGGCAAUUCCCUGGCUGUGCUCUGCGGGGGAGCUGCUGUCGGCCAACACAUCAAGUCCACCAAACAGGUCAUCUCCUUGGUGUUAAAGGCAAGAGGACCAUUAGAUGGUCGAGGCUUCAUCGUAAGCUAUAGCUCCAUUAAAGUAACAAGACGUUCAGAAGUCCCUGCACCUUGUGGGAUAACAGCAGAUAACACGGUUCAACUGCAGAACAUGUAUGGUUAUUCCUCUUGCGCUGCUGUGUUCAUUGGAAGUCGAUGGAUACUGGUUGCAGCAAACUGCGUGUACAACCGACCAACUUAUGAGUGGAGAGUGAAUUGGUGGCAAUUAAUUGCCAUCUAUUGGUGGGGAUCGAAUUGGAACUGGGUUGGGAAUAUUCCAGUGGCCAAUGUAUUUUUACACCCAAAGUACAAUGUCUCCCUCCCUGACUACGACGUAGCUGUGGUGGAGUUAAGUCAAACCAUACAGCCAUCGGAGCAUCUAAAGCCAGCAUGUUUGCCAUAUUUUUCUGAACCGGUACCUUAUCCGGGAAAAUACUGCUACCUUUACAAAACCUCAGGCAGACAGAUUGCACCCUUCAGCAUCAUCGACACGAAUGAGUGCAAAUCUUUCCAGUACAACAACAGCGGCAUCACCAGUCGGAUGAUCUGCACGGAGUCUGCAACAUGUGUGGAAAAAGAUACCCAAAUCUUGAUGUGUCAAGGGGUGGAUGGCCUGUGGUACGUGACGGGCAUUGGUAAUCGUCUGGCGCGGUGUGAGACCAAUGACGUAGAUCUGCGCGUCUUUGCAAGGGUUUGGAAAUUCUUAGGCUUCAUUAAACUAAUCUCGGGCCUAGAAUCCCACAGAACAAAUUAGCAGUGUACAGUAUGGAAGAAAACAAAAGACAAAAUUAACAUCAAACUAGCAUAACAUUUAUCUAUGGGACCCUUUUUUUGCCUGCAUCAAAAUUGUGCAAAAAAUAUGCUUUACCCUUUCUGGCAAUAAUUCAGGAGGUGUUAAGUUAUUGUGGUUAAAUAUGCAAACAUGUUGAUACCGGCAAAAAGGGUUCUAUAGAUAUAACUGCUCAACCCGAGCUAUUCAUAUUUCUACAGACUGGUUAUAUUUUUUAUUAGUACGUUAUCAUGCGUACGUAAAAAAAUAAUAUAGUUUGAUUCUUUCAUUUUUUUAAUGUUAUCCUUUAAUGCAAAUUACAUUUUAAUCGAAUAAAUAUAAUUGCUCAACUAAAUAUAAUACAUUAUAUGGUAUGGAAUUUAUCAAAUAUGCCAGAUUUGUUUAAAGGGAACUGGGUAUUUUUGAGAUAUUGUGAUAUAAAUGUGAUCAUAUUGUUACAUUGUCAGUGAGCGGAAGUUCAUGAAAAAUGUGAGAGUGGACAGGUGCAGUCGGAUAAAUCGAUUUAUGCUACAUUACCAUCUUUAACAACUUUCAUGAAAAUUGGGAUGUUGCCCUUGGUUUAUAAUUUUCCUCCCAGGUAAACAUUGCAACUUCGUGAGCGGCAUAGCCAGGGCCGGAUUAUGACAUUGCUGGGACUCUAAGCUAUGUCGGCGUAGGGUUUGUAAAUCGAGGAAUGCCUGCUUAAUUUUGUUAUAUCGGAAUGAAAAUAACGUUUUAGAGUAAUUUUCCCUAUAUCGUUUAUUGUUCAACAUAUUACGUAUAACUUCUAAGUUUUCUAAUUAUUUUUUUAUAGAGGCCUCUCAUAAUGCCAGACCCUAUGCUGUAGCUUUAUUAGCUUUUACCUAAAUCCGACACUGGGCAGAGCAUCUCCUCUCCGGAGAGAGCACACGUGUGCUUUUGGCAUCUCACCCAGGUGUCUGCUGGGCUCAGGGAACUGCGGAGAGAACGUGCCAUCCUCAUUCCAUACAGCCGAGGCUUGGGAUUGGCCGAUACAGUCAGCCAAUCGGUGGUAGUUGUUGAGCAGAUAUUAGACACAAAAAACACCUAUUUUAUUUACAAGGCAAAGCCCACUGCUCUUUUUCAGAAGCGACCUGGCCACAAAUGAUAGCUCAAGAAAGGAGCUUAUCAUGUGGAAAUGUUUAGUAGCAGCCAAAUACUGUAAACGCAUGUUACUGAUUGUGAAGUAAAAAACCAGAGGUCCCAGAAAAAAUCCAUGCGAUCACAGGAAGAACAUGUAAACUCCAAAUAUAUAGGCGUUAUGGUUGGGACUAAACCCAAGACCUCCCGCAUACCAGGAGAGGGAGAUAACAUAUCCCCACCACUGAUGUAAGGAAGGGCUAACAUAUCCUUGGGUUAAAGCUUUGAAGAAUUCAGGGACAUCCUCGCCCAUUGACUCAACACUGCCCCUGUACGUGAGCAGUCCCCCUCAUUAACCUCCUUUCCGUUCCUCUAUUGAAGCCCCACCUCUUCUUCGCAUGAAUGGUCAUACAUAUAUGUUAGACUAAAUUGCAAGUCCUGCAUUACAGUUUGAACUUAGAUCCCUAUUUUACAUCACAAUUAAGGAACCCUUAUGUUUGACGAAACGGUUGAAUAAAUUCAUGUAUUCUGAAGCUGACAAUAUAAACUUUUAUAUUAAUAUAUUACGUGAUUGUAAUAUUAGAUUGUAUUAUGGGCAUAUGCAGAUGUUGAGAAUUACAACGCUGUAAUUUAAGUAUUUUGGGAAUAAAGGAUGUUUAAAAAAAGUAUCAAUCUGUUCCUUUCCUGUUUUC